CGCAGCCGCGAUGAGGCUCGGCUUUGGACGCUCCCAGCGGUGUUCACACUGCCGGGGUCAAGUGUCGGGUAGAGGUGAAGUGAAAAGGAGAGCUGUGGGGAAUGGUGCGGUGAGAACUGAGCCUCCGAGAGACUCGGAAACGGUGCGACCCUCUCUGUUGUCCCGGAACUCGCCUUCACCGAAGGGACCUUCUCAGCCGCUGCAGUCCCGGGGACAACGCCGUCGCGCCCCAGUGACGUAGGCUCGGGGAAGUCGGGGACGCGGGUACUGGGUUCGGGGGUGUAGUCCCUAAUUCCCGCUGCCUCUGCCCGUUUGCCGAGGCUCAAGUGUUUAGGCUAGAGCGAAAAAGACAAGUGCCGUUGUACCAAGCUUUCCUGGUACAUUUCCCUGCCAACUGAUUCUCGUAAGCUUCCAGACCUCAAAGAUCAACUACCUAAUUGGCAAAUUGAUCCCCAGAGUAGGGUAGGGCUUGUCCAAGGCGUUUCCAGUACAUCCUGAGCCAGAACCCGGAUCUCCUAACUUCUACGGCAGUGCUGUAUCUAUUUGCCUAGUGGAAGCUUGAGACUAUACCUCUUCAUGCACCCAUUCAUUCGAUCUCUCUCUCGACACCGGAUAUUUCAUUAAAUAAAAUGGGCCAGGGCACUGUGUCGGAUUCUAGAACUAUGUGAGUCACAUAUGUAGGUUGAAAUCUUCUAGUAGCCACAAUUAAAAAGUAAAACAAGUGAAAAUUUUAGUCAUAUAUUUAACCCAGUUUAUACAAAUAUUUCAACAUGUAAUCAACAUUUAAAAAUCGAUAUCUUAUGCAUUCUUUUCUCAUACCAAGUCUUCAAAAUCCAGUGCGUAUUUUACACUUAACUGCACAUCUCAAUAAGGCAACACCACAUUUGCAAUACAGUGCUCAGUAGCCACAUGUGGCUGCUGGCUUCUGUAUUGAACAGCACAGCUCUGGGAAAUCAAAGGCAAACAAGAUUCAAGGUCGCUGGUCCCAUGGGGCAUAAUAUUGGAAAAACACCAGAAAGUAAACUGACAAGAAGCCCGUUACUUCUCUAUGCGUUUCUGAGAUGUUAGGGACAGCCAAGCAGGAAGAAAUGCAGGACUAUGAAGCAGCCACACCAGGACCAGCCCGGCCUCUGGGGGCCGCUGCCGGAUCUGUGAGCCUGUGGACCAGGAGCUCCCGCUGCCGUCGUAGCGUCACGUCCGGUCUCGGGCGGAAGUUUUCCGCCGGCGUACCGGGAAGUCGCUGAAGACAGAGCGAUGGCAGUUCUGGAGGCCUCGCUCCGGGGCCGACCCGAGGCCACAGUGCCCCCGCGGGAUGGAAGGGUCUAAGACGUCCAACAACAGCACCAUGCAGGUGAGCUUCGUGUGCCAGCGCUGCAGCCAGCCCCUGAAACUGGACACGAGUUUCAAGAUCCUGGACCGUGUCACCAUCCAGGAACUCACAGCUCCAUUACUUACCACAGCCCAGGCGAAACCAGGAGAGACCCAGGAGGAAGAGACUAACUCAGGAGAGGAGCCAUUUAUUGAAACUCCUCGCCAGGAUGGUGUCUCUCGCAGAUUCAUCCCCCCAGCCAGGAUGAUGUCCACAGAAAGUGCCAACAGCUUCACUCUGAUUGGGGAGGCAUCUGAUGGCGGCACCAUGGAGAACCUCAGCCGAAGACUGAAGGUCACUGGGGACCUUUUUGACAUCAUGUCGGGCCAGACAGAUGUGGAUCACCCACUCUGUGAGGAAUGCACAGAUACUCUUUUAGACCAGCUGGACACUCAGCUCAACGUCACUGAAAAUGAGUGUCAGAACUACAAACGCUGUUUGGAGAUCUUAGAGCAAAUGAAUGAGGAUGACAGUGAACAGUUACAGAUGGAGCUAAAGGAGCUGGCACUAGAGGAGGAGAGGCUGAUCCAGGAGCUGGAAGAUGUGGAAAAGAACCGCAAGAUAGUGGCAGAAAAUCUCGAGAAGGUCCAGGCUGAGGCUGAGAGACUGGAUCAGGAGGAAGCUCAGUAUCAGAGAGAAUACAGUGAAUUUAAACGACAACAGCUGGAGCUGGAUGAUGAGCUGAAGAGUGUCGAAAACCAGAUGCGUUAUGCCCAGAUGCAGCUGGAUAAGCUGAAGAAAACCAAUGUCUUUAAUGCAACCUUCCACAUCUGGCACAGUGGACAGUUUGGCACAAUCAAUAACUUCAGGCUGGGUCGCCUGCCCAGUGUUCCCGUGGAAUGGAAUGAGAUUAAUGCUGCUUGGGGCCAGACUGUGUUGCUGCUCCAUGCUCUGGCCAAUAAGAUGGGUCUGAAAUUUCAGAGAUACCGACUUGUUCCUUACGGAAACCAUUCAUAUCUGGAGUCUCUGACAGACAAAUCUAAGGAGCUGCCGUUAUACUGUUCUGGGGGGUUGCGGUUUUUCUGGGACAACAAGUUUGACCAUGCAAUGGUGGCUUUCCUGGACUGUGUGCAGCAGUUCAAAGAAGAGGUUGAGAAAGGCGAGACACGUUUUUGUCUUCCCUACAGGAUGGAUGUGGAGAAAGGCAAGAUUGAAGACACAGGAGGCAGCGGUGGCUCCUAUUCCAUCAAAACCCAGUUUAACUCUGAGGAGCAGUGGACAAAAGCUCUCAAGUUCAUGCUGACGAAUCUUAAGUGGGGUCUUGCUUGGGUAUCCUCACAAUUUUAUAACAAAUGACUUUUUUCCUUAAGGGGAGGUUUGCCUUAAAGGCUUUUAAUUUUGUUUUGUUUGCAAACAUGUUUUAAAUUAAAUUCGGGUAAUAUUAAACAGUACAUGUUUACAAUACCAAAAAAGAAAAAAUCCACAAAAGCCACUUUAUUUUAAAAUAUCAUGUGACAGAUACUUUCCAGAGCUACAACAUGCCAUGUAUAGCUGCCAGCCCUUGUCACAGUUUUGACUCUUAACCCCAUGGACUCCUUUCCCUUUCUUCUCUGAAAAAAACUAAUUUAAAUUUGCUUUUUUUUUUUUUUAACUGAGUUGAAUUGAGAUUGAUGUGUUUUCACUGGAUUUUUAUCUCUCUCAACUUCCUGCACUUAACAAUAUGAAAUAGAAACUUUUGUUUUUAUUGAGACGAGGAUAUGUUUGAGAUGCACAGUUGGAUAAUGUGGGAAAAUAACAUCUAAGCUUUACCUGGUCACCAUGUGAUGUGAUGAGAUGCUUGAAAUUUAACGCUUCUCACUUGGUUCUUAUACUGAAUGCCGACUCUGCUCUGUGUUAGAGAUAUGAAAUGGUGUUUGAUACUGUUUGAGACAUUAUGGAGAGAUUUAAUUAUUUGUAAUAAAAGAUUUGCUGCAGUCUGAAAA
This is a messenger RNA of Pongo pygmaeus (Bornean orangutan), 3291 nucleotides long. RefSeq names its product beclin 1 (gene BECN1). Bases 1313 to 2665 code for a protein of 450 amino acids. Gene Ontology annotation, cellular component: phosphatidylinositol 3-kinase complex, class III, type II; phagophore assembly site; phosphatidylinositol 3-kinase complex, class III, type I. Lineage: Eukaryota; Metazoa; Chordata; Mammalia; Primates; Hominidae. The transcript has 14 exons. Gene Ontology annotation, molecular function: protein-macromolecule adaptor activity; phosphatidylinositol 3-kinase binding. The record is from RefSeq and is a predicted model, not a curated record. Gene Ontology annotation, biological process: autophagosome assembly; late endosome to vacuole transport; cellular response to nitrogen starvation.